CUGCCCCUCCGGCCCUGUCAGCGUCCAAGAUGGCUUUCCGCCGGGCCUACUCCAUCAAGGACAAACUGCAGGCCAUAGAACGCGUGAAGAAAGGCGAACGCCAGGCCUCGGUGUGCCGAGAUUUCGGGGUACCCGGAGGCACCCUCCGCGGCUGGCUUAAAGACGAGAGCAAGCUGCGCUGGUUCCUGGACCAGCUGGGGGGCGAGGUGGGCACCCACCGCAAAAAGAUGCGCUUGGCUAACGAGGAGGAGAUCGACCGCGCCGUCUACACUUGGUUCCUGACCCUGCGCCAGCAUGGAGUGCCUCUCUCUGGGCCUGUCAUCCAGGCUCAAGCGGAAGCCUUUGCCAGACAGAUUUACGGGCCCGGGUGCACUUUUAAGGCCAGCCACGGAUGGUUCUGGCGCUGGCAGAAGCGGCACGGCAUCUCUAGUCAGCGCAUUUGCGGCGAGGGGGGCGGCAGCAUCGGUGUGGCCACGGAUACAUCUCCCCUCAAAACUGAAGUGGAGGCCGGUUUCCCCGGCUCUGCCUUCUCCGAUGCUGCUCCAACCCUGCCGCCACCAGCCGCUGCCCCGUCGGAUGGGGGUGGGUACACUGAUGAUCAGAUCUAUAACGCCAACAUCACUGGGCUUUACUGGAAGCUGCUGCCAGGCCAAGCCAGGCUGUUGGACCCCUGUUGCGUGCCACCACCGCUCUUGUGUCACCGGCAGUGGGGGAAAGACCGAGUCACUGUGUUGCUUGCCGCCAACCUAACUGGCUCUCACAAGCUGAAACCGCUGGUGGUCGGAGGCCUCCGGGACCCUCCCUGUCUCCAUCGCCACAACCAGAACACAUUUCCGGCGUGUUAUCGUUAUAGUCCUGAAGCCUGUCUCGGACCUGCGCUCCUCCGGCUUUGGUUCUUUGACGAUUUCGUGCCCUGCGUGAAACGUUUUCUGCGCCGGAACUGCCUCCAACAGAAAGCAGUGCUUCUGCUCAGCUGUCCCCCCAUGUCAUCUGGGGCUGGCACAGAGGAUCCGCCCCAUCUUCAGACUCCAGACGGCUCCAUCCGGGCCCUCUGGCUUUCCAAGACUACAGGGGGACCAACGGGAGGCGGAGGCCGCCUUUCGGCGCCGCUAGAGCAGGGCGUAGCGUCUGCUUUCAAGCAGUUGUACAAGCGGGAAUUGCUAAGGCUGGCCGUGUCGUGCUUUGCAGGAGGAGGCAGUGCAGGUGAGCCUGGGCAGCCUGGUGGCGAGGGCUCCCGGGACGUCCUUUGCUCCUUUCUUCUCAAGGAUAUGUUGCGCUUAGUGGGCCUCUCUUGGGAUCUCAUCCCCGCCGGCUCCAUUGAGAAAUGCUGGCUGUUUGGCUUACGGGCUGCCUUUGAACCCCCUUCCGGAGGGGAGAUGGAACCAGGAGAGGAGCCUGCUGGCGUGGACAGCUUGGUGUUCAGUGACCUUACUCACCUGGCUGCCCUCACGUGCGAGCGGCUGGCUCCAGAGGAGGUGGCCGACUGGCUGCACUUAGACGAUGACGUAGCCAUGCAUAUAGAGGAUGACACGGGCGAGAGACCUGGCUGUGGAGGAGAGGAGGCAACCGGAGGGGAUGUUGGAGGUGGUGGGAUUGAAGGGGCGGAAUCUCCACUUCCCACUGCCCAGGAAGCCAUACAAGGCCUGCAGAAGGCGUUGGGCUGGCUAGAGAGCCAGGAUCCCCGGCAAGUUGGACCGCUAAAGCUAGUCCACCUUCGUUCCUUCAUCCACCUGGCCCAGCGGCUGCAGCGCACAGCUACCCCAGACUCCUAACAAGGACCAGAGAAGAUCAGCUACUCUCAUCCUUGUACUUUUUAACAGAAGAGUCUAUCCUUCUUGCAGCAAUAGAGGAGAAUGCCCUGAACCCCCAUAACCACUGGGAUUUGCGAAUACGUUAAUGCCGCAUAAUCAGGGCAGAACAGGGUAAUUCCUUCCCCUUUGGUGUAGUGGGGUGGGGUGGGGGCAGAAUGGAGUUACUAAAGGGGAUUAAUUUUACUCUACUAAGCACUGUUAUUUGAAGGGCCUUUUUCACUUCCAUUUCCCCUGUGGGCCAGGGUGCUAAUACCUGAUUUCUGGGGGUGUAAUUCUCCAUUGCUAGAUGGGGGAAAUGCCUGCCUCUUCAGAUCCAUAGCGUAGCAGGGCUGAGAGCAAAAGAGUCUAAGGGUGACAUGGGUGCUUGAAAUAGACUCUAAAGACGCUAGUCCUCAGGUCUCGGGUUGAAAAGUAAGUGGAAAUCGCAAUAGUGGAUGAUAGUUGCGGAGGGAAUGGAUAGCACAGGGUUGAGAGGGUGCAGAGGACAGCUCUGCUCCUAAGACAGUUUGUUUAGGGCCCAAUUCUUCCUUGUCCCAAAGGGCGGAAGCACACUGAUGUUGUUUUACCUGACUUUUUGGCCUGGUGAACGGCUUUUCCCGAACACUUGCAAUGCAGGAUAAGACAAACUGAUUGAAAACUGAAGUUUUCCAAGAUGCAGAAAAUCUCAGAUCUCAAUGCAAGUUCACAGAAAUUCAGAAGAAACGUUCACCAAGAGAUCUCUCAGUGGUGGCUUAACUGCAUUCAAUAUAAACAAAUAAUUCAGUUUCAAGAGACCCAUUGUGGUGGACUGAAGCGCAUACUUAUUAGGAAGCGGAAUAUAUAGGUGAGGAUUCUAAUUCAAACAUUGCGUAAAAGCAAAGUCGUGUCUGAAAGGAGCAAAGCUCCACUUCCAGAGAAGUGCAUAAGCAGCAGAGGGGGGUCCCUACUUAAUUCCAUACAGACCAUAGAACCACUGCUUCUGUGUCAGACCCACCUGUUUCAAAACCUAUUUUUGUAAGAAUUUAAUAUUCAUAGAAAGGGCUGGCUGUUAUUCCCGUCUCUCCAUAUUUAGUUCCAUGUGGAAUGCUCCCACCCACCCCAAACAAUGCCUUUUUUCUUACAUGCUCUGAGUUGGAACUAGUGGGACAGUUAAUAAGCUAUGGGUAACAUCAUGCACAGAUGAAAGGACGUAACAGCACUGCCACUGCAUGGAGACUUUAUUAGAUGUGUAAGUGGGGAGCUCCUGCCUCCCAGCCAAAGCAUUA
Elgaria multicarinata webbii is the source of this 3055-nucleotide messenger RNA. It is a transcript of the gene TIGD5, whose product is annotated as tigger transposable element derived 5. The transcript has a single exon. The coding region runs from base 30 to 1772 and encodes 580 amino acids. Gene Ontology annotation, molecular function: DNA binding. Gene Ontology annotation, cellular component: nucleus. The record is from RefSeq and is a predicted model, not a curated record. Lineage: Eukaryota; Metazoa; Chordata; Lepidosauria; Squamata; Anguidae.